UCAUAUCAUAGACAAGAAGACCUAUACUAUUUAUAUACCCAUUAACAGUUUCAAGUUCAGCCAACCAAACCUGCCUCAUUCAAAUUAAGGAAUUGAUCAUUCAUAUUGAAAUUGAUCCAGUUUAGUACCAAGAUGGGUAUGGUUUUAGGAAAGAUACCCGUGGAGACUCCAAAGUACCAAGUCAUUCGAUCCUUUACCGACUAUGAAAUCCGGAAAUAUGCACCCUCUGUGAUAGCUCAAGUCACGUAUGAUCCAUCACAUGAGUUUAAGGGUGACAAAGAUGGCGGAUUCACUUUGUUGGCCAACUACAUCGGAGUAUUUGGCAAUCCACAGAACUUGAAGCCAGAAAAGAUCGCCAUGACGGCUCCGGUGAUCACCAAAACACCCGAAACCUCUAGCUCUGCCGAGAAGAUUGCAAUGACUGCUCCUGUUGUGACAAAGAGCAGAGGAGGGGGAGAAGAGAAAAAGAUGGUGACCAUGCAAUUUUUGUUGCCGGAUAUGUACCGAAAAGCCGAGGAUGCGCCGAAGCCAGUGGACAAGAGGGUGGAGAUUGUUGAGGAAGUGGAGAGGAAAUAUGGGGUGGUGAGGUUUGGAGGUGUUGCAACAGAGAAAGUGGUGGGAGAGAAGGUGGAGAAGCUGAAGAAGAGUUUGGAAAAAGAUGGUUAUAAGGUCAUUGGGGAAUUCUUGCUAGCAAGGUAUAACCCACCUUGGAGGACUUUACCUAUGUUUAGGACUAAUGAGGUUAUGAUCCCAAUUGAGUGAGGCCAUCUGAGUUUGUAAAACUUCUUGGGUUUUGUUUUGUCAAAGAAAUAAUAGCUAUAAAUAAACACAAGUUAGUUUGUUCCAAAUUCUGCUUAUUUUCAUUAAGUUCAGAAACCUAUAUAUACAAUAUUUGGCUUGUGCUUUUAAGCUUUUUACUUUUGAGUGACAUUAGAGCAAGUGUGUCCUUGAGUCAAUUAUGUCCAUUGGCACAGCAAGUAAUCCUAGUCCAAAAUGGAUCAAGAAAUAAGUUAUAAUAAGUACAGAGUUGGUUCUAAAUUAGUGGAAAGAAACCAACUGAAUUAUUACAUACACUUAUGGGUAUGAGAGUUGUAAUUCAAAUUUUAAUAAAUGGUCUUAUUAUAUGAGAGUUGUAAUUCCAAUUUU
Messenger RNA from Ziziphus jujuba (common jujube), 1146 nucleotides. RefSeq lists its product as uncharacterized. NCBI's taxonomy places the organism in Eukaryota, Viridiplantae, Streptophyta, Magnoliopsida, Rosales, Rhamnaceae. Bases 133 to 762 code for a protein of 209 amino acids. The transcript has a single exon. The record is from RefSeq and is a predicted model, not a curated record.